This is a messenger RNA of Prorocentrum cordatum, 719 nucleotides long. Lineage: Eukaryota; Dinophyceae; Prorocentrales; Prorocentraceae. The record is from the annotation of a GenBank genome assembly.
GACAACUGCCAGUGGCGGAGCCGGCCCGAGCUGCCCUCGGUGUCCGGCGUGGGCUUCACCAACUGCAGGAACAAUUGCUACCUCAAUGCCGUGUAUCAGUGCCUUCUCCACACACCCUUGCUGCGGGACCAUGUGCCCUCCGCGUGCUUGCACACGAAGGACAUGUGGCUCGCCGAGUUCGCAGGACUGUACAGGCUUGUGGACGAGGCGAGAAGACGGAAAGCCAGCUGUGUGGAUCCGCCCAAGAUCCUCAGCAGGCUCAUCGCCGAGGCCAGCGACGAGUUCACCCUGGGCCGCCAGGCAGAUGCCCACGAGGCCGUGAUGCUGCUCAUAAACAAGUGGGUGGAGGGCUGCUUGGCGUCGGGCGACGGCACCCGCGCGGACUGCUCGAGGCUGGGAUACCCAGAGAAGGAGCAGCUGGAGGCCAACAGCCUCAUCGGCCACGUGUUCGGCCAGGUCUCGGGGCAGACGACGUCGUGCGCCUCGUGCCCCUACGAGUCGCACAUGGGCCGCGUGGAGUACUGCGUGUGCCUCAACGUGUCGAUGGGCAUGUCGCAGGAGCGAGUGCGCCCGAUGUCCUGGCGCAGCUCCAGGCCUGGCGCCGCUGGCCCUCCCGCAGCAGCGGCUCCGGGUCCGGCGUCCGCCCGGCCACCCUGGAGGGGCUGCUGGACGACGAGUACACACGGCGAGAGCACAUCGCCGACUUCAAGUGCGAGAAG